AUGUCUCCCACCAGUUCCGAAGACGACUAUCAUGAGUUUGGCGACCGCUAUGCUAUUGACGACAUGAGCGACUAUGGCCGAUGGGAAUCAUCACAACAACUUCAGAUAAGACAGGCCUCGCGCUCUGUCACCUCGCCCAUCUCCAGCCCAAGAUACCUCGAUCACGAUUACACAAGCGAAUGUCCAUCGUCAAGUCCCGGAAAUCAUGCCCCACUUACCUAUCGACCACGGAGAUAUGACAACUUCUACGAGGUUCCCUCGCCGAGAGAGCGAGAUCAAAUCGACCCAGUGGUGGGUGAACCGGAAUGGCCUCCGCCUGGAUGGGAAGAGGACGCUGUCAUGAGCGCCCGGGAAGCACAGCGGUUCAUAUGCGAUGGAGCCAAUACCUUUAAUGGAACGUUAGAAGAUGUACCGAAUGCACCAUACCAUUACAAGUUCUUCGCGACUAUUGAUAAUGAGUGCCAGAGUCGAUCAGAUCGAUCCGAGUUUGCUCAUGCGUCGUUCAAGAACAUAUCCAUGACUUUAGCAGGGUCUGCAGAUACAGCGCCACCCACGGCAUCGUUAGAACAGCCAUGUAUGGCACAUUGCUUCGGGAGAUUUCCUGGCACUACGACCCUCAAUUAUCGAGUGAGCAGCAUGGGCACUCUUCAGCCUCCUUUGACCUUUAGGUCAAACACUUAUCCGAAAAAGAUCAGACUUCUGCAUAUCCUAGACCGUCUGCGGGAGCUCGAGAAAGGCCUCGAAGAUGAAGACCCAGAAGAGUUGUACAAAACCUUAUACGACGUGCUUAUUGAGGAUCCAGAUCGACAUACAAAUCCACACUACGGGAUGGAGCUACAGAUUGCCGAUCUAAUCAAUGUUCUCACGAACCCAGACUGGAUAAAUUUCUCUUUAUCAAAAAACCAGGUCGUUGCUAAAUUUUUCGAUUCGCGGGACGCAAACAAGAGACAAAAGUUCUUUCAUCAACUGCUGUUAUCGGUUGAAUUAUAUUUACGGAUUGAGUCAAAACAACAUGACAUGGGUCCAAAACGCAGGGUUCUUCGUCAGCUUCCACCCAAAGUAGCUUGGGACAUGGCUGUCGCACAGCGGUGGAUGGAAAACAUGGUCAUCACUCGAGAGGCGAGUUCCUCGCAUAGGAGCACUUUUAGCUACGACUACCCAAGCAAGACAAGGCAAAAGGAAGCACUGAGAAGGUUUGCUUCAUUACUAAAAUGGCCCAACAUGGACGAAGUCGAUUAUAUCCUGGAAGAGAAAGACAGUAAGGAGAAGCCUCUAGAAGACCGCUCGGCUGAUGCAAUGUCUUGGUUCUCUGGAGUCAUUCUUCCAGGGCCAACCAUGCCCUGGAUUCUUAUGAACACACUAAUAGACUGCGACACGGUAGCCGGCGAUGCCCUUAAAGUUCUCACACACAUGUCUCCCUUCUCUGGGUUCCAAUACCGAGCGAGCACUUAUUGGUCAUAUCAGUGCAUUGUAGGUAAAGUUCUCGGAGCUGCCAGGGGUGUCGGCCACGUAGCUGGAUGGGUCGGACCUUGUGCAUAUGCACCUGACUUGCGCAGAACUGAGUGUGCUAGAGUCCGACAAUACUCUUCACCAGAGCCCAUAAUGACCCCUAGAGAUGUGGAGACCAUAGCGGAACGUACUGAUGCGCUUGGUCCAGAGUAUGACCAAUACCCAGUUGCCGACUAUGACAUUGCGACUCCGGAUCUAGAGGACGUGACGGAUGCCAUCCGAAUCGAGAAGCUUGUUUUCAAUAUUGUGGAAGACCAGUCUCGGUCUACUAAGGUGUCUAAGCAUACCCCCUAUACAUGGGACGCUGCGCUACAAUUUGCGUGUGGCUCGGAAAGUUGGAAGAUGAGAUUGAAGUAUAAUGUCGACUUCGUCACAGCUUUUCCGUGCCACAAUGGACCACACGCGCUAUUCAAUGACUAUAAGUACCAUGCAUUGAAAGUAGACCACGGACUUGUUGACAUCCAUGACUGGGCAGACCAGGCCCGAGGUUCGUAUCAACCUGACCACCAAUCGCCUACCAACGGCCCACCAUUCAGCUCCCUGCAAAGAGACAGAUCACGAUCUCCCACCCAAGAGCCAGCUCAUCGUCAGAUCAACGAAGUCAUGGCAAUCGAAGCAUUCGGCGUCAGCGACAAUGAGGUUUUCGCUCGGUCUUGGUGUGCGCAAUGGGGUCACAGCGCAAUCAUUGCAAAUAUCAAGGAGACUUGUCUAGCGUGCGCGAUUCGGGAGGCUUAUGCUGCGUGCAUAAGCGUUGUCAUUCUUACUGAGGGUGGUCGAGACCAUGAGAGGGAUCAAGGUGUUCAUGUAUGA
Messenger RNA from Pseudovirgaria hyperparasitica, 2319 nucleotides. RefSeq lists its product as uncharacterized. Lineage: Eukaryota; Fungi; Ascomycota; Dothideomycetes; Acrospermales; Acrospermaceae. The transcript has 4 exons. Bases 1 to 2319 code for a protein of 772 amino acids. The record is from RefSeq and is a predicted model, not a curated record.